Messenger RNA from Cyprinodon variegatus (sheepshead minnow), 7227 nucleotides. It is a transcript of the gene garnl3, whose product is annotated as GTPase activating Rap/RanGAP domain-like 3. Gene Ontology annotation, biological process: regulation of small GTPase mediated signal transduction; activation of GTPase activity. Gene Ontology annotation, molecular function: GTPase activator activity. The coding region runs from base 368 to 3439 and encodes 1023 amino acids. The record is from RefSeq and is a predicted model, not a curated record. Gene Ontology annotation, cellular component: cytoplasm. The transcript is spliced from 30 exons. Lineage: Eukaryota; Metazoa; Chordata; Actinopteri; Cyprinodontiformes; Cyprinodontidae.
GUGUGUGUGAGAGAGAGAGCCCCACAGUGCUCAGGAUCUCUGGAGCGGCUCCUUGCGCAGUCCGCUCAGGGUGACAGCCGCAACAGCCUGUCUCUAGACUCCUCUAAUAAGACCUUAUGGAAGUACCGGCAGGCGGAAAACAUGCACCUUUCCUCUUUUAGGAUCCAGAUCUUCAUUUAUGUGUCUAUAAGGAGGAGGUGAACCUUGCGUCGAGGGAUAUUUUUCGGUCAGGCUGUUUAUCUCUCUGUCUCCCCUCUUCGACUCCUGCACUUCAGUUGCUCAUUUUUAUUUUAUUUUUUUUUAAUAGCCUACUCUACAGAAACGAGGCGCUGCUUUUUCUUCUAAUCUACCUGCUUGUCCAGCACCCAUGAAUUCAGAUAAAAAUGCGUACCUCGGCAAAGACAAAGGCAUCAUGCGGAAGAGAGCUCUGCUCCUUCGGAAGGGUUGCAGCUUCGAGAUAACCAGCUCCGCCUCAGAGGACCUGGGCUGCAGGCGUGGAGACUUCAGCAGGAAACACUAUGGUUCAGUCGAGCUGCUAAUUUCCAGUGAUGCAGAUGGGGCCAUUCACAGGGCGGGACGCUUCAGGGUGGAGAAUGGCUCAUUAGAUGAGGUACCAACAGCAUCCAUCCAUCCAUCCAUCCAUCCAUCCAUCCAUCCAUCCAUCCAUCCAUACCACACCAGAUGGUACUUCAAGUACUUCUUGGGAAAAGUCCACCAGAACUAUGUGGGUACAGAUGCUGAGAAAAACCCUUUCUACCUGUCAGUUGUCCUCUCUGACCAGAACAACCAGCGGGUCCCUCAGUACCGAGCUAUCCUGUGGAGAAAGACGGGAACUUUGAAGAUCAGCCUCCCCUAUAGCCCAACUAAAACACUAUCAGUCAAGUCCAUCCUAAGCGCAAUGAACAUGGACAGGUUUGAGAAAGGCCCCAGGGAGAUCCUCAACCCGGAGAUUCAGAAGGACCUGCUGGUGUUGGAGGAACAAGAGGGUUCUGUCAACUUUAAAUUUGGUGUGCUGUACGCCAAAGAUGGACAGCUCACAGAUGACGAAAUGUUUAGCAAUGAGACGGGGAGCGAGAACUUUGACAAGUUCCUCAACCUGCUCGGUGAUACCAUUACACUGCAAGGAUGGGCAGGCUAUCGCGGAGGGCUCGACACCAAGAAUGACACUACAGGACUUCAAUCCAUCUACACAGUGUAUCAAGGGCAUGAGCUCAUGUUCCACGUCUCCACCAUGUUGCCCUACUCUAAAGAGAACAAACAGCAGGUGGAGAGGAAGAGGCACAUUGGAAACGACAUUGUUACCAUAGUAUUUCAGGAAGGGGACGAGGUGUCAUCGUCCUUCAAACCAUCUAUGAUCCGAUCACACUUCACCCAUAUUUUUGCAUUAGUCAGGUACAACAGCCAGAAUGACAGCUACAGGUUGAAGAUUUUCUCUGAGGAGAGCGUUCCACUGUUUGGACCCCCUCUCCCAUCUCCGCCUGUGUUUACUGAUCACCAUGAAUUCAGGGACUUUUUAUUAGUCAAAUUAAUCAAUGGAGAGAAAGCCACUUUGGAGACACCAACGUUUGCCCAGAAACGUCAGCGGACCCUUGACAUGUUGAUCCGCUCGCUCUACCAAGACCUGAUGCCUGACCUUCACAAGAACAUGUUAAACCGGAGGUCUUUUAGCGACGUGCUCCCUGAGUCUCCGAAGUCGGCGCGUAAGAAAGAGGAGGCCCGGCAGGCUGAAUUCGUCAGAAUAGGCCAGGCUCUGAAGCUGAAGACCAUCGUUCGAGGAGAUGCACCUACAAGCCUUGUUACCACGGGUCUGUGCAGAAAAGAGCCAUGGGAAUCCCAGUCUUUCUGCAGCACGUUUCCCUAUGACAUCGUCUGUGCUGACUCGUGGGGUCAGUCUCUGCUGGUGGCGACUGAUACUGCGGGGGUCAUGAUGCUGGACGGCCCUGAUCCAGUGCUGCCUGGUGCUGAGACACCGACGCUUGCCCCAGUGCAGGUGUUUGACAAAACCAUUGCAGUGAAGCAGAUGCACAUUCUAGAGCCUCAGGACCUUCUGAUCACCAGAGCAGACAAAGGAAAGGACGCCCGGCUGUAUGUGUUUAGACUCGGCGCCAUCAAAAGAGGCCUGGAGGAACGGCAGCUCGUAAGAAGCAAGUGUGACUGCAGAGAGAACAAACUAGAGAAAACUAAAGGUUGUCAUUUGUAUUCAAUUAACACCCACCACGGCUCCGAGCUGAGAAUAGUGGCAGCCAUAAGAACCAAACUUCUCCUAAUUACCAGGAAACAUCCCCGUUUCAGCGCCGUCGCCUCAGGAACAGAGUCUCCAGUGGAGGAAUUUCAGUACAUACGGGAGAUCUGUCUGUGUGAUCCGCCUGUGGUGAUGGCGUUGGUAGACGGUCCGACAGGGGAAAACGACAACAUGAUAUGCGUGGCCUACAAACACCAGUUUGACCUGAUUAAUGAGAGCACCGGGGAUGCCUAUCGACUUCAUCAUGUAGACGCUAACAGGGUAAACUUUGUAGCAGCCAUUGAUGUGUAUGAAGAUGGGGAGGCAGGCCUGCUCUUGUGUUAUAACUAUAUUUGCUAUUAUAAGAAAGUUUGCCCAUUUAAUGGCUCCACACCGAUGAUCCAGUCCAACACCUCUGAUUUCCACUUCAGCUGGAACCAGAUGCCCAAUGCAAUUGUUUGUGCUUUUCCUUACAUCCUCGCCUUCACAACGGAUUCCAUUGAGAUCCGACUGGUGGUCAAUGGGAACCUAGUGUACACAGCGGUUGUCCCGGAGCUGCAGCUGGCUUCCUCAAGGUCGGACAUCUAUUUUGUCUCGUCAGCGCCGGUGAGCUCAGCCUCUAACUGCAGUUCCAGAGACACCAGCUCUCAGAGCUCCCCACAGACGCCCACUGGCUAUGAGAUGCCUGUGUUCCCUUCACCUCUUGGAGAUGGUGAAGCAACAUGUAAGCACAUCUUCAAGAUUCCUCUCUGUAACCUGGUGGGCCGCAGCAUCGAAAGACCCCUGAAGUCCCCUCUGGUCAACAAAGUGAUGACUGCACCCACCCCCGCCAUGAUUGCCCCGGCGCCGCUUAUCUCCGCCACACAUUCACUGUCUCUGUCUCGCAUGGAGAUCAAAGAGAUAGCCAGCCGCACACGGAAGGAGCUGCUUGGCCUGACAGAGGAGCCAAGCGGGAAGUCGGACAGCGGAUCAGUCAAACAGAGGAAAAUGAGCAAAAAGAACACUGAAGAGGAGCCCAAGGCUCGAGCUCUGACGUCAACAAACAGUGACAGGUUAGCCUCAGAGUCGACCGAAGCAGAGCUCGACGCCCAGCUGCACUGCUCCUCUGCUUUGGAGGUUGAUCCUGAGAUGGUGGUGCUGCAGGAAGAGAGUCCGCCCCUCGCCAGCGCGUUCACUCUCUCCACAUCCUUUGAAGAUGAUGUCUUGGACCUAAAGUGAAGACAAUCCUGUUGUGCACUUCUUUGCUCCUGUACUUUUGUGCUGUCACAGUCAUUUUGUUUUUUUAUUUGCUUUGCUUUUAAUUGGUUUGUUGAAAUAAUCCCUUGCCUUUUAAUAGCCCGGGUCUGCACCUAGGAUCUCCAUCAGGUUAUGGUGGGAGUGACAAAACAUGCCUCUGCGCAUGUGGAUCAUGCUGCGUUGGGUGCUUGUAUGGCCCUGCAGCUGAUAACCCAAAAAGGGUAUGAGGUUGUGCGAGAUGCCUGGGUGUGUUUCAACAUCUACAGUAGCUUAGAGAGAGGGAUUUGGGCUGAAACUGCAACCUGGACGUAGAUCUCCAAACAUCCGUGCAUCUGCACGCAGUUCUCUCCGAAGCCACUGUCUAUGUGUUGUAUAUUGUUUGAGAUCCGCUUGCAAAUGUUGUAUGAUAAUGCUCUGUAUCUGUACAUCGGUUUAUACACCAAACUGCAUAUAGUGCCAGGCACAUCUGCCUGAUCUGUUCUAAAUAUUUAUAGAUAUGUUAUAAAACUCAGUUUUGCUCCAGCCUUCAGUGAAAUAAUGUUUUCUGCUCUCUGCACCUAUCCCCACUCACUGCUAAACAGGUUGAAAGGGCAGGAGCCAAAGUCUCCCUAAGUGCCACUGUAGCGUCUGGCAGCAGCAGCCAUGACUUUGGUCCACAUUACAAAAGCUUUUCUCCAACUUCAGUUCAAUCAAGAGACCAACGCUAAACCAGCAUGGCUGACAUCUGGUGCUGAAAAAGUAACAAGUUAACUAAAAUCAUGUCUGCAGUGUAGGUGCUGGAUGAUUAAUUUUAAUUUAAAUACAAUUUUAGAAGGAAGGAAAGAGUUGGAACAUAUUCAAACCAUAAGGAAGGAUUUUUUAUUUUUAGUUUAAGAGAAAACAAGGUUUCACAAAACUAUCCAGACAAAUAAAGCCUAAAUAUAUAUACAUAUAUAUAUAUAUAUAUAAAUGUGAAAUAAAUACUAUAUAUCUCUAUAAAUUCAUAAUGAAUAUAUAAUAUUGUUUUUUUUUUUGUGUCUCCGUUACACUUUGUACUUGUUGAAAACCCACAUCAAAAUCCACACUCAAAGUUUGGACUUUUGGAAAAAUUUUAUAAUAUGAAAAUAAAUACUAUUUCGGGUUUUUUUUUCAUUUGUUAUUAGAGAAAUUUCUACCUGACAUAAAAAAAAUGAAACAACCCAAAUAUGAGACAUCUACAAAUGACAUUCUUCCACAAAACUGGGCUUUCUUUAUUCUCCUCCCACCCGCCAUAUCUGCAUUUUUUUACACAUUUUAUGUUAUGUCAGAAUUUUUAACAAUCCAUAGAUUUUACAAGGAUUUUAGAUAAUAGACCAAAACAAAGCAGAUUGUUAUUAUGGAAUACAAAAAAAAUUAUGCAUGGUAGUCAAAAUUGUCAAUAUACACCUGAAAUAUGUACUGCAAUGUGUUCAGCCGCCAUUCAAGUUUAUUUUAUGGUUAAAUCUUUUUACAGCUGUCACUGUUUCAUACUGGCCCAAUUUCAUCUUAAAGGUUGAUAAUAUUAGAUGAUCUAAGACUUAUGUUGUCAAUUUAUUCCAAUUCUGUGCUAGUUAUAAACAUUGCGGUAAACAUAAAUUUUUAUACUUUUUUUUUUUUUUUUUUUUAAUCAGCUCAAACUCAAUUAGCAGGUCUUGUCACAGAUUCUCAGUUGCGUUUAGGUUUGAACUUUGACCAGGAGAUACUUGCAAAUGAAAAAGCUUUGAGCUUAGCUACCUCAGGUUGCUUCAGCUGUAUCUUUAGAGCUGUUGGACAGGGAACGUCCACCCAGACUUCAUUCAUAUUCCUAUUAACUCGUACCAGCUUACCUGUCCCUGCUGGAGGAAGGCUGUCAGUGUGAAUGGUGUGUUUAGAGUAUUGCUCAGUUAGUUUAACACCUUUCACCUGUUUGCUGUGUCUCCCAUAUGGCUUAGGGGGAAUUUAAAAAGGGAAUUCUCAUUCCUUUCAUGGCAGAAUGGCCUCUUUUAUCAAAGGAACUUCAUAAUUCUUCACUGCCUUGUGUUGGUCUAUCAGUAUAAUCCAAGUAAAAAGUAUUUAAGUCUGUGGUUAUAACAUGACAAAAUGUGGACAAAUUAAAAAAAACUAGAGUUAAGUUUGCAUGGAACUUUAGAUUGUCAAACAAACUACCUGGUAUAAGUCUUACAUCCACUUCCAAAGUACAUUGCAAAAACGAUCUAGAAAUAAGUAAAAAUUUCUUAAAAUAAGUGUAUUUACACCUAUUUUGAGCAGGUCAAUAAAGUGAUUUAGCCAAUGGAAUGAUUAUUAUUAACUCUAAUAUGCGCUUGAAAUAGGACAAUGCAAUUCUUUUUUUCUUAUUUCAAAUGUAAAUUGUCUUGUUCCAUUGGCAAGGUGUCUCACUUACCUCCCAAUUCAAGAAAAAAAAUUCACUUAUUUGAAGAAAAAAAUGUCCUUUUUAGAUUAAAAAAAUUUUUUGCAGUGUACAUGUCAUUUUACAGCAACGUAAGUGCCUGAAAACGAAUGCGAAGUGGCCUCACGGCAGCCAAAGACAUUCUUGAAGAUUAGACUGAGAUUUCAUGCUUUUGGUGUUACGCGGCGGAUGACGAGCGGGCGUCACUGAGUUCAUGUAGACCUCUCACAUCAUUAUUAUGGGAAACUUUCAGACCAAGAAAAUAAAACAGCCAACAAGGCAAACUGAAGCCACAGCAGACCGUAGAUAACACACUGUUAUCUAUGUGGCACUGAUUAUAUAUUAAAUAUUAAAACAUAUUUUAUCUGAACUGCCUUUCUCUAUUCAUAUUCAAGUACUGCACAGCUUAUUCCAAUUCAUGUCAGACAGACUCCAAUAUAUAUUAAACAGUACCAUCUUAACAGAUUUUCUCAUCCAGGUUCACAUAUUUUUUAUCUAUUUUUUUUUUACAAUGAAACUUGUAUGAAGACAGCAUAAUAUUUUGAAUCUCAGUUUAUGGAAAGAUUCUGCUUAAGUUGUAUCUACCUUGCAACUGACCUGACCAUGUGGAAACGUCUUCUCCAAUUAUCUGUCUGGAGAAAUAUAAUGUUCAGAGUCAGUUUGGCCAGAAGGAAGACAAGGUUCUCCACAAUCCUUUUACAUCUAACUGUGAAUGUUGCCUUCAUUAAUAUAUUUACAACUGGGACGGUUUGCAGAGCAGCAGGGUAGAACAAAAAUAGAAAGAGGAGAUAAGAUUUGCACUGGGAAUCCUAAGGUAAGGUGGGUAGGAAGUGUCUCUUUAUACUAUUAAAUAUUUCACAAGAAAACAACAACAGUGGGAUGUUGCAUGAGCCUCUUUCUUCCUCCCCCCUCAAGCUUCUUUCUCUGUUCCUCUGCCUGCCACAGCAUGAAUCCCCCCCAAACACUCCUAUAACUCAAAGGGGGGGAUAACCCUACUACUUCAAAUCUUAUCUCUCUGAAUUAAAGGUGAUCAAGGGAAAAACACUGCUUGACUGACUCACAGGAGUCAUGUUUUAUGUACUUUUGCUCAAGUUACACUUUCUCUUGGCUUUUUCACUUGUUUUCCCCUUUUUUGUAAUAAAAUCUAUAUUUCCUGUUUAGAUUGUCGCUGAACUUAUCUGUGAUAUCAAAAUGAAAGAAAACGUAUAAAAACAAAUACACCAAGUGUCUUAAAAUAUUGUAUCGCCAUCGUUUUUAAAGCCAAGUAAUACUUGUAAAUGUUUGUGCAUCAAAUGUGGCCUCAAAUGAAACAGAACUAUAUUAUUAUUAUUUAAACUGUUAUUUUAAAGAAGUGCUGUAGACCACUGCUGUGAAAGUAGUUGAUUUU